Ctenopharyngodon idella (grass carp) is the source of this 1883-nucleotide messenger RNA. RefSeq names its product gastrula zinc finger protein XlCGF8.2DB-like. Gene Ontology annotation, molecular function: RNA polymerase II cis-regulatory region sequence-specific DNA binding; DNA-binding transcription factor activity, RNA polymerase II-specific. Gene Ontology annotation, biological process: regulation of DNA-templated transcription. NCBI's taxonomy places the organism in Eukaryota, Metazoa, Chordata, Actinopteri, Cypriniformes, Xenocyprididae. The transcript has 3 exons. The record is from RefSeq and is a predicted model, not a curated record. The coding region runs from base 444 to 1493 and encodes 349 amino acids.
CAUUUAAAGUGUUUAAAUCAAUGCAAACUGUUCAGUUAAUUUAAUCGUUUUUACAAAAUAUGUACAAUAAAUGAACUAUUCUUUAAAGUAACGUUGCAAUGCUUUAUUUAACAUUAAUGAAGGUUGUUUUUGGGGAGUAAAUAGCAUCCACUCUUGAUUACCAGAAAAUGAGCGUCUCGUUUCGCUCUAUACAACGUGAAUCAGUUCAUCGUAAACAUGAAUUCAUGUAGCUACUGGAAAGAAGCGAUGAGAGAAACGGAGCUUUUCGAAACUCCGAGUCAGUUGAAUCAAUUGCUUCAUGAAAUGAUUCAGUGAUUCGAAUCGCCGCACGCUAAGGUCUCCAGCUGCUCAAACAAUGUCAUUUAAGUCCAUUAACUCUCAGGACAAACACAGAAAAACUCCUGGUGAAGCAACUGAGAUCCUCAUGACACACUAUUAUAAAGAUGGCGUUUAUUAAAGUGGAGAGUGAAGACAUGAAGAUUGAAGAAACAUUCAGUUUGAAACAUGAAGAAACUAAGGAACAAACAAAGAUGGCGUUUAUUAAAGAGGAGAGUGAAGACAUGAAGAUUGAAGAAACAUUCAGAGUAAAACGAGAAGAAACUGAGGAACAAACAAAGAUGGAGUUUGUUAAAGAGGAGAGUGAAAACAUGAGGAUUGAAGAAACAUUCAGAGUAAAACAAGAAGAACCUGAGCAACAAACAAAGAUGGCGUUUAUUAAAGAGGAGAGUGAAGACAUAAAGAUUGAAGAAACAUUCAGAGUGAAACUUGAAGAAACUGAGGAACAAACAGACCUCAUGGCACUGAAAGAGGAGAGUGAAGUACUAAAAGAAAUGGAACAGAAAGAUCAGCAUAAUAAUCAUCAUGAUUUCAUAACUGGAGAAAAAUCUUGUAGGUGCUCACAGACUGAAAACACUUCCUCACGAAAAAUGGCUCAAAAGACAGGGACUAGAAGUCAUUUCGGCAACAAACAGUGUGGAAACAGAUUCAAUCAAAAAGGAAGCUUUAACAAGCGCACGAAAAUUCGGACUGGAGAGAAGCCUUAUACAUGCUCUCAGUGUGGAAAGAGUUUUGAUCAACAUGUAAACCUUAAAGUCCACAUGAGAAUCCACACUGGAGAGAAGCCUUACACCUGCCAGCAGUGUGGAAAGAGUUUCAACCAAAGAGGAAUCCUUAACAGGCACUUAAGAAUUCACUAUAGAGAGAAACCUUUCACAUGCCCUCAGUGUGGAAAGAGUUUCAUUCAGAAAGGACACUUUAAAGACCACUUGAGAAUUCACUCUGGAGAGAAACCCUACACAUGCCCUCAGUGUGGAAAGAGUUUCAUUCAGAAAGGACACUUUAUAGUCCACAUGAGAGUUCACACUGGAGAGAAACCCUACACCUGCCAACAUUGUGGAAAAAGUUUCAGCCAAAAAGGAAUGCUUAACAGGCACAUGAGAGUUCACACUAGAGAAAAUGUGGUCAAGGUGAAAAGAGUUUCAGAUAAAGAAUGAGGAUUCAUGAAUAAAAUAACUCUUUUAUAUGUCUUCAGUGUGGAAUGAGUUUUACAGACAGGAAACACCCUAGGUAUCACGUAAUAACUCACACCAGAGAGAAGCCUUUCAUGUGUCGUCACUGUGGAAAGACUAAAGACUAAACAAAGCAAACCUCGAGGUUUACAUAAGCAUCCCCAAUACACUCAAACACAAUUAGAUGUAAUACAUAAAAUGAUAUACCUCUAUAUAGAUCAACAACUUGUUUUUAGUUCUUUGCUUAGGGGUGAAAAGAAGUUCAAGAUACCUGUGCAUCAGACUUAGUAAACAUCCCAAGUGGCUUUUAGAUGAAUAUGUAAAUGUGCUGCACAUUUUCCUUUCAAUAACAAAAUAAACCCAAUGAGAAAACAA